Molecule: messenger RNA, 4506 nt
Organism: Ostreobium quekettii
Lineage: Eukaryota; Viridiplantae; Chlorophyta; Ulvophyceae; Bryopsidales; Ostreobiaceae
Source: the annotation of a GenBank genome assembly
AUGACGCCCGAGCGGCUCCUCGUCGAGCUGGAGGGCCUGUCGCACAAUCAGCGGAUCGCGCGGAUGGUCCAUCUCGGUCGCGAGUCCCUCACAAACGCGGCUGCGGCCGACUGCCUUUCUCGGCUCGAGCACGCCCACGGGCUCUACGGCAAGAUCCUGGCCCUGCACGCGGCCCACGGCAGCCGCGACAGCGCCGUGGUGCUCCGAUCCUUCAACGCAUCCUCCCGGACGCUUCGCGACUUGGCCGUUUUCGCCGCUCCCCGCGUGGCCGACGAUGCAACGGUGGCGCAGAUUUGGAAGAGUGGGGAGGUUGAUUCGGAGGCCUACGCCAAGAGGCUGCGCGGCAGGCGGCGGGGUCUGGUGGACGCCCACGUGCGCGGUGGGUGGCCCGCCACAGCGAGCCUGCUGGGCAGCUGCAGCCUGCAGGUGGUCGAGGAGCUGUGGCCCAUGGCGGUCGGGUCGUCGCUGGCGUCGGAGACCUUCCCGUCCGUGGCGAGGUGCCACCCGGGGUUCGCUGUCCGCGUACUGGGCGACCUGAGCGGCAAGCUGCAGAAAGCCUUCUUGUCAGAUGCGUCCGUCAUCGGCAGGGUUGCCUCGGAGUAUCCAGAGGAGACUCUGGCCGCGUUCAUGAGAAGGCCGUACACAGAGAGGCCUGGCUUUUUGUGGAUGCCGAUCCUAAGGAAGCUGCCCAAUCGGGCGCUGGACGCGAUGCUCGAGCGGGCGCCAGCCCCAGAGGCCAAGGAAGGCGCCAUGGCGGAUGAUUCGCCGCCGGGCGUGGCCGCGUGUCGAAUCCACGCCACGGAGAGGAACGCUGCCAUCGUGUCGAAGCUGUGGAGGUUGUGCCGCCGAAUGAACGCCAGGCGGAGCCUGGAGGUGUGCCUCGAGGCGCCAGGCACCGCGGUCAAGGUGAUGAGGAAGUUGGACGCGCGGGGUCGACGGGAGCUGUUCUGCGCGUGGAAGGACUGGAGGCAGGCGCGGCUCGAUGCGAUUGGCUGGGAUGGGCCUGGAGGCCAGGAGGAAGCGUUCAGGAGCGUGAGGGACCGGGCCUGGGCGCUGGCGUGGUCUAGGAAUCCAUUCGUGAGCCCGGAUGUGGUGAAGUAUUUGCCGGUCGACCUGAGGCUGGAGGCCGUGCAGCUGUUGGCCCGGCACGGGCGGCCCAGCGUGGAAGUGAUGAAGACGCUGACAGAGGAGCAGGUCAGGGAUGUUUUUAGGGCGCACGGGGGCAUUUUCGUAAAGCAUCCAGACCUGCUGGGCGCCCUGCCUGAGCCACAGAAGAGGGAGGCCUACGAGAGGUGGAAGGUGGCGCGCGGACACGCGGAGACGGUGUGUGAGGCCGUGCUCGGGGCGGUGCCGGCGGCCGCGGCCGGAAGCCCUGAGAUGCGCUGCCUGCUGGACGCCCUGAUUGGGGAUCCCAUGCAGCAGUCGAUGACAGUGCGGCUGCUCCCCGAGGACGUCAGGGGUGAGCUCUACGACCGGUCCAAGCACUCGGCGUUUUGGACAGUGGGAGCGGGCGCACUGCAGUUGCUUCCGAAAGAGCAGAGGGUCGAGGCAGCCAGAACGCAUAUCCACAAUUUCAAGAAGCUCAAGGCGGAUGCUCACAACCGAGCUCCACGGGCACUGCUGCCUAACAUUCAAAUGCCGCCACCCAGGAACAGAAUGUCACCGCCAGGAAACUGGAUGGCAGCGGCCGCGAACGCGAGGCCACUGCCAGGGACUGCGAUACCAAUAACAGGAAAUUCGAUGCCACCACCAGGGAAUUUGAGGCCACCACCAGUUAAUUUGAUGCUGCCGCCAGGGUAUAAGUGGCCACCACCGGGGUAUGUGAGGCCACCACCAGGGUAUGUGAGGCCACCACCAGGGUAUGCGAACCCACCACCAGUUAGUUUGGUGCCACCACAAAGGAACGUGGGGCCGCCACCAGCUACUUUGAUGCUGCCACCAGGGUAUAAGAGGCCGCCACCGGGGAAAAUGGGUUGUCUGCUUCCAAAAGUGCAGAGGAACGAGACAGCCAGAGGCCGUGUCCAAAAUUACAAAACGGCCAAGGCGAACGCUCACAGGCGGCGCCCAAGGAAGAAGCCACUGCCUCACUUUCAAGUUACACCACCAGGGAAUGCGAUGCCGACAACAGCGAAGACGGGUCGCCUGCUUCCGAAACAGCAGAGGCUCAAGGCGGCCAGUAUUCACAUCCAAAGCCGCAAGAAGCUCAUGGCGGAUGCUCACAGCCAGCGUCCGCAGGAACUACUGCCUUAUAUUCAGUUGCUCCCAUGGGAUGAGAUGAUGGGUUGCCUGGCGCCGUGGCUGAAAUCGGAUGAUGCUCAAAUACGGGCUAUGGGUCUGGAAUGGGCUAUCCUGUCAGUUCGCAAUGACUAUGCCUACACUCUCGAGGCCAUCGAAUUGAUCCACACAAGAAAGAAUGAGAGAGACUCUGUGAGGGAGACAAUGCUCAAGGCCCUGCACACUGCCGGUGUGGCAGAGCGAGCGGAAGCAGCGGAACUUGAACGGCUGGAGGUCAUCAUCAGCGAUGCAAUGUGUGCUAACGACGCAGCACCAGGCUCGAUUCAACUGAUAGAAGAUAUUUGCCUUUCAGUUCUCCCCCGCAACCCGCAGUGGGCGGCUGGUCAGCUUGAAAAAUGCAUCAGCCAGUGGCAAGGAAUGAACCAGGGGCACAGUAUUGGCAGAUUAUUGAAGAGCCACAUCAGUGAGGCAGCCAAAGGCAAGAAGAAACCAGAGAAAGAAGCAUUUGCAAUCGAAUUUUUCAGGCAUGUUGCCCAUUCGAUUGUGAGAGUGGCUGAAGCGAUCAAGGCAGCUGGGAGUGGCGCAAAAGUGGCCAAGAUAGCGGCAGCCGUCUUUAACACUUACUACAAUGACUGUGAGGAAAUCUUUGGUGUUCUAUCUGCAAGCAACAGCCCUCAUUCCGGCACCAAGGCAGCCAUAGGGCGCACGGACAAAGGCCUUGACCUUGCUGGCUUCACAGUGAGUGGGCGUGAGAUCUGGUCUGAAUUAUGGCAUCUUUCCGUGAGUGCUCUUCAAGAGGCUGACUGGAAUCAUGAACAGCCUGAAGACUUUGCGGACCUGCUGCAACAUUUGAUUGAUGAACGAAUGGACCUGUUUCCGUCCAUCCGGUCCAUUCUUUUCGCCAACAUGUCAAAGCCACCGCUUGUGCACCGUAUUGGAGGCCUUGUGCAGAGCUUGAUGAAACACAGCGCCUGGGACGAGCUGGAGGCAAUGCUCCUCUCAUCCGCUGCGACGCAACACAUCGCUUCUGUUUCAGGGCAUGCUCGCAGCGAAAGACGCACACAGGGCGGCUCCAGUCCACAAUGCAUAGCUGAGGCGAUACUGCACGAGAUGAUCAAAAAGUGUCCAAAGAAGGCUCAUGAUUUAAUUGCCAGGCUGGUCCAUCAGGACCGUAGUUACCUUAUUCUCGGCUGCGUGAGAGAUGUCGUCAUCACAAGCACGAAGCUCGUGUCCGAGCUGCUGACAGCAGAUCUGCCUGAAGAUGGCAUGUUUGACUGCAAGAAGCUCAAUGGUAAACCAUGGGUGGGCUGCGUCCAGGCCCAUAUGCUGCGAAGGCUCACUGCACAACAACAGAAUUCAGUUGCAGAAUUGUACAGGGACGCGAUCCUGAGUGGCAAAAUGUCUUUCCAGACGGAGCGCAGCUUAUUGAAGUCGAUGGUGCAGUUGCAGCUCGCAUGUCCAGAGACCCUCAUCAGCCUGGCCGCAGAAGGCAUCGAGAAUCAACAAGUGCGGAACACAGCGUUGGCUCUGCUGGCCUCCGUCGAUGAUCCCGAGCAGGCUCGAUCCUCCCUUCUUGAUGCGUUGGGAGAUGACAGGAGCUAUGUCGCGUCAAAGUAUGUAAGACAAUGGGUCCUGCAACUUUCCACUGCUGACGCUCUUGCUCAACUCGACAACCUCCCCAUGGACACGACCGCAGGUGGCAGGCAGGUUGUGCAAAUACUGGGUGUGCUCUCUCGGAGAUCGGGUGCUUAUGCUGAGUCCGCCUUCCAAAGGCUUCUGAAAAUGGCAAAAGAGCCCCAGCACCACAAAUCUGUUCGCAUUGCCAUUAUCAGGACCUUGACGAUGCACUCCGACCGGGGCGAAGUCUGGCCGCAUCUUCUUGAUGCUGCCAAGUCAGAAGACGAGGAGAUAGCAGGCGCCGCCAUGUUCACCCCUUCAGCGCCGCGUGAGAGAGAUGAGGAUGGUCAAUGGAAUACGGGCAGGAGGAGCAAAGAUGUGGAAGAACGCGUGCACCAGCUGUUCAUGAUUCUGCUGAACCACCCAUCGAUUGUCCUACGAAACAACGCCAUGAAGGCAUGGAGCUCCGCAAAGCCCCCCAUGUCAGACCCUGGAUUUCGGAUUUUGCAGGAGAUGCUCAAAUUGGCAGCGGUGGAGGGUGCCGCCAAGCCUGUCGACGCAAAGAACAAGAUAUGUGUAGCCUGCCAGCAUGCCGUUUCCUUGGCUAAGAACGUUUUUGAGCAUGCAUCCAGGAGGGAAAAUAGCGAGGGUUGA